UUCAGCCUCGACAGCAUGCAUCUUCUCUUUCUUCAGCUGCUCCUCCUGCCUCUAGGGAGAGCUGCAAGGCAUGGGGACGGCCGCCAGGGUCACAAUUCUGUUUCUCUCUUGCUCCUAGAAAGGCAUCGUAGAGAGCUCUCCUUGGGCAACCAUGAGGAAGCUGAGGAGAAGCCAGAUCUGUUUGUGGCAGUGCCACACCUAAUAGGUGCCAGCACUGCAGGGGAAGGCCAGAGGCAGAGAGAAAAGAUGCUGUCCAGGUUUGGGAGAUUCUGGAAGAAGCCUGAGAGAGAGCUGCACCCACCCCAGGGCUCAGUCAGUGAGCAAUUCUUCCCUGGGACCCAGGGUCUCACUCAGCCAAAGGAUGGUAUGCCCGCGGAGAAAUCUCCUCUUCGGGAAGAAGCCAAGAAAUUCUGGCACCAUUUCAUGUUCAGAAUGAGUCCAGUUUCUCAGGGGAUCAUCCUGCCCAUAAAAAGCCAUGAAGUGCAUCGGGAGACCUGUAGGACGGUGCCCUUCAGCCAGACUAUCACCCAUGAAGACUGCGAGAAAGCGGUUGUACAGAACAACCUUUGCUUUGGAAAAUGCGGCUCUGUUCGUUUUCCUGGGGACGCUGCGCAGCAACCCCCCACCUUCUGCUCUCACUGCCUGCCUGCCAAGUUCACCACGAUGCACUUGCAGCUCACCUGCGCCGGCCUGGCCCCCGUGGUCAAGCUGGUGAUGCUGGUGGAGGAGUGUCAGUGCAAGGUGAAGACAGAGCAACAACACCGCCACCCUGAACAGGCUGGCUUUCAGGCAGAAUUUCACGUCCAGGAUUCCUUUAUCCCAGGACUUUCAACAUAAAAACAAGCCAUCCCACUAUUAUCAGCGAAAAGUUGCUGAUUAUUCAGUCUGAAAUGUUAAGUGGGUAUGUAAUAUUUUAAGAGAAAUGUGGUUUACAAAGUAAGAACGAUUCAGAGGUCAUGGCAUUCAUCUAGUUCUCGGUGCCCAUUUGGGAUCUGGUCUUGACUCUGCCUCUAACUGGCUGUAGGAUGUUAACAAGUUGCAGAAGCUUUCUCCCCCUUAAAUUUUUCAUCUAUAAAGGAGGGACUUGAACUAGAUGAUUGCUAAGGUCCUUUCCGCUCCUAAUAUUACAGGAUCUAUUGUCUACAAGUUUUGGUAAAAGCCUUCCAUCUGAAGAAGGGAAAGAAACUAGGCCAUAAAAAUGGGUUUCUUUAAUAGCUUACCACAGCAUUACCAAAAAACUAUAUGUAUAUAUUUAUACAUAUAUGUAUAUAUGCAUGUAUAUAUACAUAUCUGUAUGGUAUUUGUAGAAAGGAUUCCUCAUACUUAUAGCUGCCUUUGCCCUCAGGCCAUGUUUUAUUUGACUUCUAUCAGAUGAUUAAG
Messenger RNA from Kogia breviceps (pygmy sperm whale), 1380 nucleotides. It is a transcript of the gene CER1, whose product is annotated as cerberus 1, DAN family BMP antagonist. The record is from RefSeq and is a predicted model, not a curated record. NCBI's taxonomy places the organism in Eukaryota, Metazoa, Chordata, Mammalia, Artiodactyla, Physeteridae.